This is a messenger RNA of Coprinopsis cinerea okayama7#130, 516 nucleotides long. RefSeq lists its product as hypothetical. Lineage: Eukaryota; Fungi; Basidiomycota; Agaricomycetes; Agaricales; Psathyrellaceae. The coding region runs from base 1 to 516 and encodes 171 amino acids. The transcript has 9 exons. The record is from RefSeq and is a predicted model, not a curated record.
AUGAGUGGAAUGGCUUGGGUGGAUGCCAAGAAAGGCUUGCGCCCAUCAUUCACAGCCACAUCGUUCACGGCAUGGAUAGCGCUCAGGUACAUCGUUCUCCACGCCACCAUCUUCUUUUUACACCUGCGUGCACCACUGUGUCCUGCUAGACUGGUGUUGAGCACGUCCCUCUGCGUCGUCCAUGGAGCUGAGCCCCUUGGAAUAGGGACGGAGUGGUGGAUGCUGGGCUUGACCCUCAGGUGCAUCGCCGCGCACGGCGCCAUGGCCAUUUCAAAGGCGUCCACGGCGCCAUGGCCAUUUCAAAGGCGUCCACGGCGCCAUGGCCAUUUCAAAGGCGUCCGCGCCACGGCCAUCUCAAAGGCGUCCACGGCGCCACGGCCAUCUCAAAGGCGUUCACUGUGCCAUGGACAUCUCACAUGCGGGUUCCCCACUGCGAACUGGGGAAUCCAGUUCCACACCGUCCAUCCGGUGCUUAGCUAUCAACGUGGCUAUUCCAUCCCACAAUGGGCUACUUAG